UUCUUCUUUUCUUCCAAACGUAUUAUGACCAGCUUGGGAAGAGAGCUCCAGAGGUCUCAGAGAAGCUUCCAGGAUGGCUAGAUGGGAUGGUCUCGGCCAUGGAUCAGGGGCUGUUUCCUAAGCUGCAGUUCCCCUAGGCCAGGAAGGGGCCACGGGGACAUCUGGCUGGCCCUUGGGCUCAGAAUAAGUACCCAGAGUGGGCCAGAAGGGCUGAAGAGGGCUGCCCAUGCCGACCGUUUGCGAAGUGGGGAAGCAGUACCCAGAGCCGCCGUACCCGGACAGACCUCUUCCAAUGUCCCAGCAUGAGACUUCUCCGGCUGCACUGCGGAGGGCCAGCAACCACCGACGGGGCAACCCCUGCUGCUUGUGCUGGUGCUGCUGUUGCAGCUGCUCCUGGAAUGAAGACCGGGAAAGAGCUUGGAGAGUAUCUCGUGAAACGAAAUUAGAGACCAUUCCAAACUGUGAAUCCUGCACCAAACCCACCACCGAAGAAGUCAAGGGCUGGUCUCAGUCAUUUGACAAGUUGAUGAAAAACCCAGCUGGCAGGAACGUGUUUCGGGAAUUCUUACGGACUGAAUACAGCGAGGAAAAUAUGCUCUUUUGGUUAGCUUGCGAGGAACUCAAAAGCGAAUGCAACAAGCAUGCCAUCGACGAGAAAGCGCGGGUGAUCUAUGAAGAUUAUAUCUCCAUCCUUUCUCCCAAGGAGGUCAGCUUGGACUCCCGUGUCCGUGAAGGCAUCAACCGCAAGAUGCAGGAGCCCUCCUCGCACACCUUCGACGAUGCGCAGCUACAGAUUUACACGCUUAUGCACAGAGACUCCUACCCCCGUUUUCUGAACUCAGCCAUAUACAAAGCUCUGCUCCAGAAUGUCUCUCGGUCAUCUUCGGAGUCUUAAGCCCUUCUGUACCAUUGAUAGAGACACCAAGUGAAGGAUUUCCUUUCCUACAGCAGGUGUUAUUAGAUUCCUCCCCCCUCUUCUUCUUUUAAAUAUAUAUAUAUAUUUAAAUAUAUAUAUAUGUAUCUCCCAAAUGAGCUUACGGAACAAAAUAGACUGAAGACAUAACCCAGCUCGGUUCUGACCACAGUCUUUGGAAAGGUCACUCCACAACUUCCUGCCGGUUUUUUCUUCCUUCAGAAAAUGGGCCCAUGCCAGCCGCCAUCAAGAACUCCAAACUCAGGCUUCUACUUCCAUUACAGAAUCUGGGUCGGCCCCCCAGCUUAAGAGACGGAGAAUGCUGAACGGAGCAAGCGACCAACGACGGAUUGGGAGGCUGUUCUCUGGGGCCACGUGGCAGAAGAAACGAGGCCGAAGCCCCCCACCUCUCCUGAACGUUUUGAUCUCUCGGAACUGUGUUUGUUUUUCUAAAUUCCUUCCAUGUUUAUUAAGAAUGAUUUCCAUGGUGUUCUUGUAGACACAACGAUCUCAGAUGGUUCGCGUGGGAAAGGGUGGCUAGGCCGAUGUCAAUGGAAUUGAGAGACGUUCCGAUGUUAUAAAAGUACGUUCAGGUU
Pseudonaja textilis is the source of this 1509-nucleotide messenger RNA. It is a transcript of the gene RGS19, whose product is annotated as regulator of G protein signaling 19. NCBI's taxonomy places the organism in Eukaryota, Metazoa, Chordata, Lepidosauria, Squamata, Elapidae. The record is from RefSeq and is a predicted model, not a curated record.